CAACAUGACUGGUGGAAUCGGUUGUGCCUUGCACCCUUACCCGAGACGUGUAAAUCGACAGAAUCACGAACACGUGUACGGCUCAGGUGACGCUGGAAUAAAAUUAAAUGGACAGCGCGAAUAUCAUUACGCCAACUCGACAACCACCACACCCUGGUCACUUUUUCUGCGGGACACGUGUAUCGUGACGUGGGCGUUGCCUUGGCGCUCCCUCUUCACCUUCUUCCUCCAAUCCGUCUCUGCAAAAACGAACUUUCUCCCUCACAGUAAAGUCAGUUGUAGGUUUGAAUUCUCGCCGACAGUUUUCAUUUCACGAGUUUGCUCUGUUGCGAUUCUGGGACGAGUUAAGGCUCCAAAGUUGAAGGAUCAGACCAAUAUUCAUGUAUAUCCUGAUUGGGCAGCCAUGCAGGCUUAUUAUGGACACGGAGUUGCUCUUCCACCAUAUUGCAACUCAGCUUUGGCUGCGGGUCAUGCUCCUCACCCUUAUAUGUGGGGUCCACAUCAGCCCAUGAUGCCACCUUAUGGGGGACCUUAUGCGGCAAUCUACUCACCUGGAGGAGUUUAUGCACAUCCUGCAGUUUCUCUUGCCGCAGCACCAUCAAGUGUAGAAACUCCUUCGAAGCCAUUAGGAAAGGCGGAUCAUGGUUUGAUGAAAAAGUUGAAAGGAUUUGAUGGGCUUGCAAUGUCAAUAGGCAAUGGAAAUGCUGUGAAUGCUGAGGCUGGUUCUGUACGUACGCAGUCACAAAGCGUGGAGGCUGAAGGUUCUUGUGAUGGAAGUGACAGGAAGACAGAUAGGACGGAUCAAAUUAGAAGGAGAAGAAGCUGUAAGGGAACACCAGUCGCAGGUGAAAGUGGAAAAACUGAAACACAGAAUAGUCCAGUUACUCCAGCUUAUGAUGAGGAGAUGAAUGCUGCUUCAGGCAAAGUGUUAGGUGAUACUGUUCCUGGGAAAUCAGGACCUCCUCCUUGUUCUGGCAUUACAACUGCAUUGGAGAUCAGGAUCUCUGCAAACUCAAAUACUAAGACAAACACUGCUAAUGUUCCACGACUUGGUGGACUGUCCUCUUCUGAAACCUGGAUACAGAAUGAACGGGAGCUGAAGCAGGAGAGGAGGAAACAAUCGAACCGAGAAUCUGCUAGAAGGUCAAGGUUAAGGAGGCAGGCUGAAGCUGAAGAACUUGGACAUAAGGUUGAAUUAUUGACUGCUGAGAAUAUGGCACUGAAAUCUGAGGUUAAUCAAUUAAUGGGAAAGUCGGAAAAACUCAGGACAGAAAAUUCUACAUUAUUGGUGAAGCUAAAGAAUGCCCACCUAGGAAAACCUCAAGAAAUGCAUUUGAAAAACAGUGAUGACAAGAGGGCCAUGCCUGUUAGUACUGAGAACCUUUUGUCGAGAGUUAACAAUUCAGGUUCUGCAGACAGAGGGAGAGUGGCAGAGUGUGAUGUCUAUGAGAACGACUCAAGAUCUGGCACCAAGCUACGUCAACUGUUGGAUGCAAACCCUAGGGCUGAUGCUGUGGCUGCUGGGUGAAUAAAGGUAGUAGAAGCAACAUCUUUUCAAAUUAUGAUGUAAUUUUGGCGUAAUUAAAAGCCCAAAAUUACUACUAACUUUAUAGCAUAGGGAUGGAUCAGCUGAAUAGGAUUUGUGUCCAUCCCUGUAACUUCAAAAUUUCACUUCUUAGGUUUUUCAUGGCAGCACUGAUGUAUUUUAUCGUAUUCAGAAUGCUGAAAUGGCCACUAAAGGUUAUGCGUACGUUUGAUAGAAUUAAGGGUUUGGUAAGAGGGAAGAUCUUGCUACUUUGUUUCUUGUGGUUGUGAAGCAAUGUGGAAUCUUUGCUGUAUAUGAAUGGAACAAUUAUGUUUCAUUGGAUGUAGAGUUGCACA
This is a messenger RNA of Tripterygium wilfordii, 1881 nucleotides long. Its product is annotated as common plant regulatory factor 1-like. Lineage: Eukaryota; Viridiplantae; Streptophyta; Magnoliopsida; Celastrales; Celastraceae. The record is from RefSeq and is a predicted model, not a curated record. Gene Ontology annotation, biological process: regulation of DNA-templated transcription. Bases 5 to 1528 code for a protein of 507 amino acids. The transcript has 11 exons. Gene Ontology annotation, molecular function: DNA-binding transcription factor activity; sequence-specific DNA binding. Gene Ontology annotation, cellular component: nucleus.